AUGUCAGUGAGCAAAAAGUCUGAUGAAGAAGAGUAUCAGUUUUUAAGAUUUUUGAAGACAGGUAUAAAGAAUUCUGAAGUCAUAGUCUUGUCAAUUCUUUCUCUAUUAGGCUUUGUACUAGGACAACUGGCCUACAGGUUUGUUAAGAUUCACAAGCUCAUAUAUCCUCUUCUAACCACACCAAGUUUUGCACUUUAUUGUUAUUUUUUACCUAUAAUUAUAUUUUUGGCUGCUUUGGACAUGGAUUUUUAUAUAUUUAAGGAUGUGUUUUGGCAGGUCUUAUUAACUGGAUCAAUUAGCUUUUCUGUGACUGUCGCCACAAUUGGAUAUAUAGCUAUGCAAUUCAAUGAAGACUUGUGGGAUUUACAAUCUUCCAUACUUUUUAGCAUCAUCCUCAGCGUUAUAGAUCCUCUUUACUCUGUGAAUUCACUGAAAACUAUUGAUAUUUCCAAAGUGUAUAUCGAUAUCAUUAGAGGAGAAUCUUUGAUCACAUGUAGCAUCACAUCCAUUGUUUUUGGAAUUUUACGUGAGGACAUACCUGACAUUCAAAUGUUUAAGGACCUCAGUACAACCAUAUAUCUUUUCUUGAAUGUUUUCGGAAGCAUGACAUGUGGAUAUAUGUGUGCAAAAAUCAUUCAGUUGACACUGAUAGACCUUCUAAGCAAUACGCUGACUAAUGUCAUUCUCUGCUUUUCAUUGUUGUACAUGACCUUCUACCUUGCGGAAUGUUUUGGAAUGUCAGGCAUUAUUGCUUUAGUCACUGUAGGACUGAAUUUAGAUAAAUUGAGUUUUAAACCGAGGAUCGAGUUUGUAAUUACUAAGUUCUUACUGAUAUUUUCAUCUAUAUUUCAUCAGUUAAUAUACACCUUUUUUGGCAUUGUGGUUGGAUGUGGAGAGAUCGAGCACUUCUCAUUUCACAGCAUAGCUUUCAUUUUAGUUUUAUUUGUCAGUCUGAGUGCUGUAAGGUUGCUUACUGUUAUAUUAGUUAGCCCUAUUUUCAUGCAUUUGAAUUAUGACUACAACUGGAGAUGGGGAAUCAUUAUCACAUGGUCUGGAAUUAAAGGCGUUUUUAGUUUACUCUUGACUCCUGAGAUUUUUAAUCUGGCUGAAACAAAAAUAAGAGCACCACACAUGUGUAUACUCUAUGUACAAGUGAUAGCAUUAUUGACUAUGGGAAUAAAUUCAUACAUGAUGAGUCAGUCCGCCAAAGCAUUAGGUUUGUGUUCUAUUUCUCUCCCGAGACAAAUAGCCAUGAAAAAUGUCAUUCAGCACAUACAGGAGAUAAUAAAGAACACGAUAACUUUGUUUAAAACAGAGAAUAUUUUGACAAAUGUGAAUUGGACACUAGUGGAAAGAAAAGCCAGGAUUGAACACAUUUCUUUUUCCCAUGUUUCACAUAAUCAAAAAGAGGCGUCUCUAACAGAUGAAGAUUUAAUAGAAGAAGCCAGAUUGCAUAUAUCUGUGAUACAAAUGAGUAGUUUUGAAAAACAGUGUAAUGAAGGAAUCCUCACUGUAGAGGCAGCCCGGAUAUUAAUUGGUGCAACCAAAAGCUAUUGCCCCAUCCAAGGAAAAUUCAUGACUAUUGAUGAUGUUUCAACUUAUGUAAGAGCUAGAAGUUGGCUUAUGAAAUUUAGAAGCAUCUUAACUUUCUUGGAAUAUCGUAAAAAAAAAACGUAUUAUAGUCCACUGGGGAAUAAUAAAGUUUUGCUUAUUAUAUAUCACAUUGUCUUUUCAGAAGAAUUUGAAUAUACUGAACAUAUUAUGACAUUAAUAUAUAUUUAUCCUAUGAUAGUGCAUCUAUGGCCAAUGGCAAGAGAGUUAAAUGUGUCAGCACUCCUAACAAUAAACUACUAUUUUAUGCUUUUCCAUGUAAUACGGGCAGUAUUAAAGAUGAUAAUCAUGAAAAGGACAUACUUUCAACAGUGUUGGAAUAUCUUGGAGUUUUUUAUCAUGAUUAUAGGACUUGUUGAUAUCUUUUGUAUAUACUCUGUCAAAUUGAGACCAGAAAACAUAACUCUUAUUCAGAUCACAGUAUUAAUAGGAUAUUUCAGAGUUAUUAGAUUUCUUCCUAUCAUCAAGGUAAUAAUACCGUUCUUGCUAAAUAUUGUAGAUGUGCUCAUUAAAAAACGCCUUAGCCUAAUGUAUAGUAUUACAAAAGGCUAUGUCAAAAGUCAAGAGGAUACCAAACUAUUAAUUAAACAAAUUUCUAGCCGAGAAUCAAUAUAUAAGAAAUUAUAUGUUAUCUUGGAAACCAACAAGCGAAAUGCUGUAAAAGAACUGGGACUCAUAGAGCAUGAGGGGCGUGAUGUUGUCAUUGCUUUGAAGUCUAAGCAGGCAAUCCAGAAUGUGAUUUGUAAAGCUCAGGAAAACCUCAUCUUCCUUUGGUCAAGAGGUAUUAUUGAUAAACAGGAAGGUAUCGAGAUGAAUACGGUACUUCUUAAAAAAAUAAAAGCACUGAAUAAUUUUCCAAUGGCAAUUCCGCCCCCUACUCCUGAUAAAUAUCUUAAUAAUAUCAUUUGGCUGGAAAAUAAAGAGAUUCUCAUUGAGUUUUUCAAGGAUAAAGCCAAACUUGCAUAUUUUGAUUAUGGAGAUGUCAUAUGUAAAGAAGGGGAAAUGCCACAAGGAAUAUACUUAAUUAUUUCAGGAAUGGCAAUUUUGCAUGGUUCACCUCCUUCCUUUGGAAUUGACAAAAGUCUAAAGCCUGACAGAGAAUCCACAACAGUGUUUACAGAGUUCUACACUAGUGGGGACAUCAUUGGAGAGUUGAACUGUCUGCUUAAGCAUGAAAAUGAAUAUACUGCCAUCUGUGAAACUAUUUUACAGGCCUGCUUCAUCUCCCUGGAGGAUUUGUAUGAAGGCUUUGAUGUCUUCUGGCCAUCCCUGGAAUAUAAUAUAUGGUUAAAGCUUGCUCUCCAUAUUGCUUCUCAGUAUUUUGAAUCAAGUCUCAUUGAUGAGGACUUAACAUUUCAGAAGUGUGUGGAGUACAACCAUGCCUAUGUGGAGACUUUAUCAAGCUAUAAUGAAAUGAUUAUUGAUAAUGUGACCAUGAAAUUUGUUAUUGUUGUAUAUGGCAGUGUGAUUGAUAUGAAGACAGAGAAAUCCUAUUUUGCACCUUCCAUUAUAUCUAAAACUUGUGAGCAGAUUCAGGGAACUUCUGUUUUAAGCAAGUUGUUGGUUAUCCUAGCAUCUGAUCCUAUCAAUGACAUUACUAACAUCUGCCUGGACACAGAGAUUUCCAGAUGCCUAAAUGCCGAAGGCCCCUUCAUCUCCGAUGCCCGUCCCAUCACAUACUGA
This is a messenger RNA of Chrysochloris asiatica (Cape golden mole), 3294 nucleotides long. RefSeq names its product solute carrier family 9, member C2 (putative) (gene SLC9C2). The transcript is spliced from 26 exons. NCBI's taxonomy places the organism in Eukaryota, Metazoa, Chordata, Mammalia, Afrosoricida, Chrysochloridae. Gene Ontology annotation, biological process: proton transmembrane transport. Gene Ontology annotation, cellular component: membrane. Gene Ontology annotation, molecular function: sodium:proton antiporter activity; monoatomic ion channel activity. The record is from RefSeq and is a predicted model, not a curated record. The coding region runs from base 1 to 3294 and encodes 1097 amino acids.